Molecule: messenger RNA, 1888 nt
Organism: Pieris napi
Lineage: Eukaryota; Metazoa; Arthropoda; Insecta; Lepidoptera; Pieridae
Product: probable low-specificity L-threonine aldolase 2
Exons: 8
Coding region: 190-1317 (375 amino acids)
Biological process (GO): glycine biosynthetic process; L-threonine catabolic process
Cellular component (GO): cytosol
Molecular function (GO): L-allo-threonine aldolase activity
Source: RefSeq, a predicted model, not a curated record
AUCAAUUAUUUAUGAAUUUAUAAACAACUAUAUUUGUUAAUAAAAUACCCCUAAUAGCCUAACCUAACUACGCGAACGGGCAGUUCCGUGACCGAGAAGCUAAACCGCCGGGGAGUUCUAGAACUGAAUCUAGGACAUAGUUGUUCUCUGCAUUUUAUCAGAGGUUGAGUAGUCUCUUAAUCUUCUAAAAUGGCCUACAUAGUAGACUUAAGAUCGGAUUGCGUAACGAAACCAACUAAAUCAAUGAAGCAUGCAAUGGUUAAUUCAGCAUUGGGAGAUGAUGUAUUUGGAGAAGAUCCAACUGUAAACAUGUUGGAGAGCAAAGUAGCAACUCUUUUAGGAAAACAGGCUGCUUUGUAUGUGCCCAGUGGGACUAUGUCUAACCUACUUGCUGUAAUGGUGCACUGCAAAAAGCGAGGCUCAGAGGCUAUUGUAGGAAAUCUCUCUCACAUUUACAAAUAUGAACAAGGAGGGGCAGCCCAUCUAGCUGGUGUUUUGCUCAGUACAAUACAAAACAAACCAGACGGUACCGUUGACCUAUGUGAGCUUGAAAAGAAAUUUCGUGGUGAUGACAUCCACGAACCAAUCACGUCAUUGGUUGCGAUUGAAAACACACAUAAUAGCUGUGGUGGAAAGGUGCUUCCCUUAGAAUGGGUCGACAAGUUAUCAGAAAUAUGCAAGAAACAUUCUAUCCCGUUGCACAUGGAUGGAGCGAGAAUGAUGAAUGCCAGUAUAGCAUUAAAGGAACCACCUUCGAGGCUGGUUCAGGGGUGUGACAGCAUCUCCAUCUGCUUCAGCAAAGGUCUCUCUGCUCCGGUUGGGUCAUGUCUAGUCGGUUCUUAUCAUUUUAUUGAACAAGCUCGCCGCCUCCGCAAGAUGCUUGGGGGAGGAAUGCGGCAAGCGGGGGUUAUAGCUGCAGCGGCGGUGGUCGCUUUGGACGAAGUCAUGCCGCUCUUGGAGUUCGACCACAAGCGAGCGCAGAUAUUGGCUAAGACUAUUCACGGCCUGCAGCUGAAGAAUUUCUUAGUAGAUGUGUCAGGAGUCCAUACUAACAUUGUUAUGGUGAAUAUAUCUAAAGAUAUUCCGCUUCAGGCUGAACAGCUGGUGCAAAGAUUGCAGCAGGUCUCCUUGGAUGAGACGCAGGGCGACUGCAAAACAUCGAACGACGAAGGCGUUAUUGUAAAAGCUGUGAGUUUUUCCGAUAAAAUAAUGCGGUUAUGCUUACAUGCGGACAUAACUGAUGAAGAAUUGUGGAUGGCCAUCAUGAAGAUUACUUUUGUCUUUAAACAGUUGGACGCACAUUACAGCACUAAGUAGGUUUAUGAGGAAGCAGUUAAAUCAACUAAUCACGGACAAUAAUUGCUCAAUAUUAAUUUGCCUAUGUUAAUAAAAAAAAAAAAAAUUACUAUUUUUAUAUGUAUCCAUGUUAAAAAUAUCCAUAGAAAUUUGUUUACAAAGGUAAUAGCUACUUUUAGUGUGACUAGUUGCAAUUAUUUUAUUUUGAAUAUCUUGACGCAUUGGUUUAAUUGUAAGAAUUAAUAACUCGAAUAUUGAACUAAAUACUUUAUUGACACAUCCAAUUAUAAUCCUAACCUGAAAUGGCAAUUAGCUAGUAAACAUAAUAAUGUAAUUGAUCUAUGUAAAAAGCAUUUACUUAAGCAUUUGCAGUAAAUAGAAAGGACUGACGGAAAAUACUUUGUGAUUUUUACUUGUCUUUACCUUUAUCAGUCCUUAUAAUCAAUUACUAUAAUUCCAUGACAACCAUCAUAUUUUUAGAAUUAAAUAUAAAUUGUUAAAUAUUUUUGUGAAUUAUGUUUUGUCUGGAUGUCAUUAUUGUGAUGUAUAUAUAUUUGUUAUGACUAAUAUGUUUAAUAAAUGUUAUUAUACA